This is a messenger RNA of Hemiscyllium ocellatum (epaulette shark), 1657 nucleotides long. RefSeq lists its product as uncharacterized. The record is from RefSeq and is a predicted model, not a curated record. The transcript has 6 exons. Gene Ontology annotation, molecular function: protein binding. NCBI's taxonomy places the organism in Eukaryota, Metazoa, Chordata, Chondrichthyes, Orectolobiformes, Hemiscylliidae. Bases 54 to 1268 code for a protein of 404 amino acids.
UGGUGCUGCUCUGCUGCGGGGGAACCGGUUCCUCGGUACAUUGGGUGAGAAAGAUGGAGGAUUUCGGCUGCGAGUUUGAUGAUUCCGUCUUUGAAUCGUAUCGGGAAAGGAAGAUGGUGUCCAGGAUAAAGCUCGGAACAUACAAAGCCAAACUCUGCGAGCCUCGGUGGUUCUGGGGUGAAAUCUGCAUAGCUGAUGAUGUGGAGAAGCUGACUGCACUGAAGUUUCGUGGAGAUCUGGCGUUCAAGCAUCAGGAUUAUCAGAAAGCAUUGUGUGAAUACUCCAGUAGCCUGGCACUUGUUCCAGAAUCAAAUAUUGCUCUCAGAAGAGAUCUACAGGAGGCUCAAGCUCGAUGCCUUUGCUUUCUUGGCAGAUCUGAUGAUGCCUUGGAUAUAGCACAAACAUUGAGAUCUGAGAUAACCAACACAGACCAUCUCACUACAGUUCUUAACCUGGAUAUUCUCAUCUAUCAUAAUGCUGGAAACCUGUCUGAAGAGCUCAGCUGUUUACAACAGUUAAUUUCCAUGCACACACUCAAUCCGUGGUACUGGAAGAAGCUAGCUGAGUGUUACCUUGGGCAUGCUCAAGUCUUACUGUCUGCGACAAUGUCAGUUGUCCCAUUGUGUAAGGAAGGAUAUUGCCUUAAAAUAUUAGAAAAGUCAACUAUAGAAACAGCAACAUCUAAAACCAAAGAUGACUGUGCACAAGCUGAACCAUUAAGCAAAAAUCCUUGUGUGCAAGUGAAUUGUGAAAGGCGAAUAAACCUCAUGAGGAAUGCAUUCAAGGCGGAAAACUCUGGCCUAACGUCUGCAAGAAAUUUAAAGCAGUCAUGUGGAGGAGGCAAUGUAGUAUCUGCUUAUUCAGUUGUUGGUGAUAGCACUGAAGUCGAUUCCAAAAGAGGGCAGCACUUGAAGGAUCUGUGGCUGUUCGCAUGUUCCUCCUUUGUAAGAGCGAGACUUCUGUUGCAGAUGGUGAAGGCACAACAGGCCUCCUUCGUCUUAGAGAGGAACCUAACUGUCCAACAGGAGAUCAAGCAGGAACUUGGCAAUCUGGAGUUGAGUGAAGAGGCGCUGAAUGCAAUAAGUAAGGUGAUGGCGGAGGACCUGCUGCUGGACAGGUUUAAAAAUGGCGCAGAGACUGAAAAGCCUGCAACACUUUCCAGUUCAUCCUCACUGAACUGUGUUGCCAUCGAGUCAGGCUCCGAUUUUGAGCAGAGGUGGUUUAAAAAGCUCCGAUAUGAAUCCUUCUGCUGUCCCAUGUGGAAGUAAAACAGGCUGAGAAGGUUAAAAAUGUCACUGAAUUACAUUGAUCUCUGCCAAGGAUUGUGAAAGUGACCUUGUGUUUAUAGUGGAUGAUGAAGAAACUCAAGCAGAGGCCACUUGGCUGAAAGAAAACAACACCUGCUUGCAACAGAAUGGUGAAAAUGCUAAUCGUACAUUCGCCAAAACUUGACAAGCCAUCUUACCUCUGCAGACUUUAGGAGUGAGUUCCAUAUCCCAUGUCGCUUGUAUCUCGCUGGUUUCCCAUACCUCUGUUUUUCCACAUUGGAAUCCAGUCUCUGAAAUUACCUGACAGCUAUGAUGUGAUUUUUGCAGCUGUAGAAGUUCUGAUAUAAGCACAAUGGCUUCACAAUAAUGUGCAGAGAAAUGUUCAUAUC